This is a messenger RNA of Verticillium nonalfalfae, 2355 nucleotides long. RefSeq lists its product as uncharacterized. Gene Ontology annotation, cellular component: nucleus. NCBI's taxonomy places the organism in Eukaryota, Fungi, Ascomycota, Sordariomycetes, Glomerellales, Plectosphaerellaceae. The record is from RefSeq and is a predicted model, not a curated record. The transcript is spliced from 4 exons. Gene Ontology annotation, molecular function: DNA-binding transcription factor activity, RNA polymerase II-specific; transcription cis-regulatory region binding; zinc ion binding. Bases 1 to 2355 code for a protein of 784 amino acids. Gene Ontology annotation, biological process: regulation of DNA-templated transcription.
AUGGACGACGACGCCAUGCAGACGCUCACCCCACCCCAUUCGACCUCGACCUCGACCUCGACCUCGGCCUCAGGGGUCACCAAACCCCCCCUCCGGCCCAAGCCCAAGAUGAACAAUGCCUGCGAGGCUUGUAGGGCUGCCAAGGUCAAGUGCCAGCCCAGCGUGCACGCCGGCAUCUGUCGGAGAUGUCUCGAGUUCAAGCGAGAGUGCGUAUUCCGGACCGGCCCGCGGACACGGCGUCCCCGCCAGUCCAAACUCAACCAAGACGUGACCCCCCGCCCCCCGCUGCACGCCCCAUCCAAGACGUUCAGCAUCAACUUUGACAUGCCGGCGCCCGAGGAGCCUUCGCCUUCGUCCUUUGCGUCCCUGGCCUCCCGCCACGCCUCCUACAUCGAGUCUCUGCUGCCAAAGGACAACGAGCACACGCCCAUGUUCGACGAUCUCGUGUUUGAUGCCAUCAGCUCUUUUCACCAUCCUGGCGGCAUCGCCCUGACGCCUCCUCUCUCUCACUACGGUGCCCACCACGGUGCCCACCACGCCACGCGUCAGAUAGCGCACCACGAUCCUCAUGCUCGUGCCCACGGCGCGGGCUCUCACGGGGUCAGCUCUCACGGGGUCAGCUCUCACGCGGCCAGCUCUCACGCGGCCAGCUCUCACGCGGCCAGCUCCCACGGCUCCAGCUCCCAUCACGCCUCCCCACACUCGACCUCGUCCUCCUCCGGCCACAGCCACUCGCCCCAUGCCACCGUGUCCAUGUCGACCGUCGGUCUGAAGCCGCAGUUCAACCUCGACCUGGCCGCCAGCCUCCUCACCUCGUUCCGUCGCAUGCUGCCUCAUUUCCCCUGCAUCGUGCUCCCCGAUGACGCCACCGUCCCCUCGCUGGCCAAGUCACGCCCCUUUGUCCUCCUCGCCAUCCUCUCCGUCGCCUCGGGGGCCGCCUCGCUGCAGGGACACACGCUCUACGACGAAGAGUUUCGCAAGGUGCUCGGCCUCAAGUUCGUGGCCGGCGGCGAGCGCUCGCUCGAGCUGCUCCAGGGCCUGCUCAUCUACACGGCCUGGUACCCCUUCCACCUGCGGCCCAAGAACAAGCAGGCCUUCCAGUACGUGCGCAUGGCCGCCGAGAUCGCCCACGACCUCGACCUCGUCGAGCCGCCCCCGGGCGCCAUCGUCGACGCCGACGCCGACGCCGCCAUCUCGCCCGAGCAGAUCGACGGCAUGCGCACCUACCUCGCCUGCUUCUACCUCAUGUCGAGCUUCCUCGUCACCUGGGUCAAGUUCACGGCCGUCGGCCUCGAGCACACGGCCUGGACGGCCACGUGCUGCGACGUGCUCGAGCGGCGCUCGCCCGUCCCCUCCGACCAGACGCUCGCCUGGUUCGUGCGCUUUGCCCACAUCAUCGAGACGACGCACAAGCUCGACUACCUCGGCCCCGAGGGCGGCGGCGGCGGCGAGACGAGCCGCGACGAGGCCCGUCUCAUGCUGCUCGGCCUCGAGAGCCAGUUCAACGCGUGGAGGGCCCGCAUACCCCACGCCCUGCUGUCCCAGAGCCUCGGCCUCUCCAUCCUGACCACCUUUACAGACCUCUACCUCCACGCGGCGCCGAUCCACCGCUUCGCCCCGCCGCGCACCGGCCCGCGGACGCACCUCCUCAGCGCCGAGGCGCCGCGGCUGCGCUACUGCCUCCCCGUGCUGCGCGCCCUCCUCGACACGCUCGCCGCGCUGCCGGCCGCCGACUUUGCGCCGCUCGCCACGAGCGACUGGGGCAAGAUCAUCCAGGUGACCAUUCUCUCGCUGCGCCUCUCGUUCCCGCUCGCGGCGUGCCCGUCGUGGGACGACGCCGCGGCGCGCGCGGUCCUCGACUUUGGCGGCUUCCUCGACCGGUUCGUCGGCGGUGAUGCGGCGGCGGUGGCGAACGCGGCAGGGGCAGGGGCGGGGGCAGCAAGAGGAGGAGGAGGAGGAGGCGCACCAGCAGGAGGAGCACCGGCAGGCGCCGAGGCCCCCAAGAUCGACGUGCUCACGGCGAGCAAGCUCGUCUUCGGCAUCGUGCGCGUCAAGUACCGCGGCCGGCUGGCCAAGCUCGAGACGCCCGAGACGACGCUGGCGCGCGGCGCGCGCGGGUGUCCCAUGCUCGACGGCAGCCUCGACGGGUACUUUCCCGCGUGGGACCCGGACCUGACGGCGCCGGCGCCGGGGGGCCUGUGGCUCGGCGAGUCGCGGCCGUGGGACGCCGGCCUGCUCGACGACGGGGGGUCGUCGGUGCAGGAUGUGUGGUCGACCAUGACGCUCGAGUGGCCGGCCGAGGGGGAUGGCAUGGGCGCCGAGAUGGGCAUGGAGAUGUACAAUGGCGAGCAGUAG